AUGAAAAUUAUUCUUUCCAUCAACGCCGGCUCCAGCUCAGUCAAGAUAUCGGCUUACUCGGCGGAGAGAAAUGGGCAUCUGCGACAGAUUGCCGAGGCCCAAGUCAGUGGAUUAACAGCACCACCAGCAAAACUCAAAUACUCGAGAUAUGGGAAGGCAAUUGCCAAAGACCAACAGGCUGGCCAAAAGAUCCAAGGACAGGAUGAUGCUUUCUCGGUUCUGCUAGAUACGCUCAUCAACGACGGUGAGCUGCGAGAAAUCACGUCCAAGAAUGACUUGGCAAUCGCAUGCCACCGAAUUGUUCAUGGCGGUGACUACACCGAGUCACGGACUAUUACUCGAGAUACGUAUCACCAUUUAGAAAAGCUGAGCGAUCUUGCACCGCUACACAACGGGGCGGCUCUCGGCAUUGUAGAGUCGUGUAUAAAGCAGCUUCCAGGGGCUAUCAAUGUUGCCUGCUUCGACUCUCAGUUUCACGCAACUAUUCCACCACAUAUUUCCACGUACCCUAUCAACCCAGAUAUUGCGGAGAAGAACCGACUUCGCAAGUACGGCUUUCACGGCCUAAGCUACGCGUUCAUCACGCGGUCAGUCGCCGAGUUUCUUCAAAAAGACGCCAAUCAAGUCAACAUGAUUGCGCUUCAUUUGGGGAGCGGUGCCAGCGCCAGCGCAAUCAAAGCUGGUAAAAGCUGGGAUACAAGCAUGGGAUUGACACCUUUGGCCGGCCUUCCAGGCGCAACUCGAAGUGGUAGCGUUGAUCCCAGUCUUGUCUUCCACUACGCUAGCGAUGUCGGCAAACUGUCGCCGGCUUCUACCGAACACCUUCACAUUUCCAGAGCGGAAGAGAUUCUCAAUAAACAAAGCGGGUGGAAGUCUCUGACGGGGACAACGGAUUUCAGCGUCAUUGCUGGCUCUGACGAGCCCAAGCACAAGCUGGCUUUUGACAUAUUCGUGGAUCGGGUCUGCGGCUUCAUUGGCAGCUACUACGUGUCGCUCGAGGGCCAAGUUGACGCACUGGUAUUUGCAGGUGGAAUUGGAGAAAAGAGUGCCCGUCUACGUGGCGAGGUGGUGCGGCGUACAAGCUGUCUCGGGUUUGCCAUUGAUCAAGCCCGCAACUCGAGGAAUCUCACAGAGGUGGUGGAGGAAGUGGGCUCGGAUCAGGCACGGCACCGAGUGUUGGUUUGCCAAACGGAUGAGCAGUUGGAAAUGGCCAGAGCUGCCACUGAGAAGGGGGAGUUGUGGGAUGCAUGA
Molecule: messenger RNA, 1251 nt
Organism: Metarhizium brunneum ARSEF 3297
Lineage: Eukaryota; Fungi; Ascomycota; Sordariomycetes; Hypocreales; Clavicipitaceae
Biological process (GO): acetate metabolic process; phosphorylation
Molecular function (GO): acetate kinase activity
Source: RefSeq, a predicted model, not a curated record